CUCCAGUUGUAGCGACACCAUCAGAACCACAGUGUUCACUUCAAUGGGCCUAUUGACAGUUUAGUAUCUGUCAUUGUCCUCUAUGGAAAUUGAAACUGGUCGCAUUAUCGCGUUACAUCUGUUUGAUUUGAGGGCAGUUACUUUACUGUGUUGGUCUGUAUACUGUCUUUGAAGUUUCAAACAGUUCCGGAGUUGAGUGGGGCUGCGGGAAAACCUUGCCUGGUCAUCCGUUGUCGCAGGCCUAAGCUUGGAAAAGGGGCCUUAACCGUCCUUUAUCCGGCGAAAUCACGCUGCUAGCCAAAGUAAAACGACAUUGAUUAAUUUAUCAAUCCAUUUAUUUUGAAUUUGAGACUGAGAAAUGGCGGAAGCAAGAUUGGCUGUGGCUUUCCAAUUUGCAGUCACAGAUGAAGGGGUUGUCGUCAAUGUUGAUAAAGAAGUUGUAAAGUUGGUGGCAAGAUCGGCCUACAAGUCAGUUAAAAGAAGAUGCAAAUACGCAAAAAACACAAUUCUUAAAGGAGUCUACCCUGCAUCGCCAGCGACAUGGAUGUUCGUUCUUGCUGCUGUUUUAGCGGCAAGACAUCACCAACAUGAAGUAACGAUGGACAUGCUUGAUAGAAUGGAACGUGGAUUUCCCGGUGGUCAUCGUUUGGACAAAAGCACUGUUAUUGGCAUUUGCAUAUUCACCAUGGUGACAGCAAUUUGGCUCUUCAUGGGUUAUUUCUUACAGUUUUCAUUGAGAAAGUUACUGGCUUACAAAGGACUUUUGUAUGAAAGCAGAGGGCCAUUUACUUUUAAAACAAAAAUAUGGGUGAUGUUUGUAAGAUUGUUGUCAGGAAGGAAUCCCUUAUUAUAUAGUUACCAAAAAUCAAUGCCAGCAUUGCCUGUUCCAGACUUGGAGAGAACUGUUGAAAGAUAUUUAAGAUCUGUAAAGCAACUGCUGAGCGAGGAAGAAUACAAAAAGAUGGAGGAGCUUGCCACAGAAUUUAAGACUGGUAUUGGGCUCAAGUUGCAGAGAUAUUUGAUGUUAAAGUCUUAUUUUUCUUCAAACUAUGUCAGUGACUGGUGGGAACGUUUUGUUUAUCUCAGAUCUCGCUCACAACUCAUGAUUAAUAGUAACUAUUAUGGAGUGGACACCCUCGACAUGCCACCGACGACCAUUCAAACAGCAAGGGCGGCUAACUACAUUUAUGCUUUGCUAUCAUUCAGAAAAAUGAUUGACAAGCAAAAAUUGAAGCCGUUGAAGCAUAUGGGUAUUUAUCCCCUGUGUUCCGCCCAGUAUGAAAGAGUUUUCAAUACAACUCGAAUUCCUGGAAAAGAGGAAGAUGUGCUCCAGCAUUUGCAAAGCUCAAAUCACAUAGUUGUUUAUCAUAGAGGCAAAUAUUACAAAUUGACCUGUGUUUUCAGUGGGAAAGUUUUAAAGCCCGCCGAUCUUGAACACCAGCUGAUCAAGAUCGUCAACGACGAUGAAACCAAACCAUUCCCCGGUGAAGAGAAGCUCGCUGCUUUAACUGCUGACAUGAGGCCUCAUUGGGCAGAAGUGAGAAACAAAUACUUCAGCACUGGUGAUAAUAAAGCAUCUUUGGGAAUGAUUGAAAGGGCGGCGUUUGUUGUUGCACUGGAUGACACAGAUGGUGGAAUCUUUGUCAAGGACGACCCAGACCAAAUGGAUGAAUUUGCAAGAUCGAAUUUGCACGGCAAUGGAUACAACAGAUGGUUUGAUAAAUCAUUCACGCUAAUAGUCUGUAAAAAUGGAAAAGUUGGUUUCAAUACUGAACAUUCUUGGGCUGAUGCACCUGUAAUGGGGCAAGUGGCUGAAUGGGUCAUGGUUGAAGAUGUUGAAAAAUUAAAAUACACAGAAGAUGGACAUUGUAAGGGCGAACCUGAAUUCGCAAACUGGCCCUGGUUCAUGAAACUUCGAUGGGACAUCAAUGAAGACUGUCAAGCAAUCAUAGAAAAGUCAGCAGAGGACGCCAAGCUGUUGAUUGAUGACGUCGACCUACACCUGAUGAUCCAUGAUGAAUAUGGAAAACGCAUCAUGAAACAAAUAAAAACCAGUCCCGAUGCAUUCAUUCAAGUCGCUUUGCAAAUGGCUUUCUUCAAGGAUGCUGGCCAUUGUUGUUUGACCUACGAAGCCGCCAUGACCAGACUUUUCAGAGAUGGACGGACGGAAACUGUCCGUUCAUGCACAAUGGAUACUAAAAAUUUUAUCGUCGCAAUGAACGACGCCAAUAUUUCGCGUGAAGAGCGCAUCCGACUUUUCCGAAAAGCAACCGACAAUCACGUAAAAUUAUACCGACAGGCAAUGACCGGCCAAGGGAUCGAUCGCCAUCUGUUUUGCUUAUACGUCGUGUCAAAGUAUCUAGAAGUCGAGGUGCCAUUUUUGCAAAAGGUCCUCAGUGAGCCAUGGAGACUCUCUACAAGUCAGACUCCCUGCGGACAAACAGGCCGGGUUGAUUUCAACAAAAGGACGGAUUUGCGGUUAGCAGGCGGUGGUUUUGGCCCGGUUGAUGACAAGGGAUAUGGUGUCUCGUAUAUCAUCUGUGGUGAUGAUUUGUUGUCAUUCCAUGUCUCGUGCAAGAAAUCAUGCUCAUCAACUGACGCGAAGAAAUUCAGUGGAUAUAUCAGAAAAUCGAUGCAGGAAAUCAAAGAACUCAUGCUCUGCGAGUGAAAAUGGAAUUUUUGUUGCCACCCACUACUGCUUAUUAUAAUCAGGCAAUUUUUGCCUUUUUUAUCAUUAAUUUAGCUAUUUAAUUUACUUUACUUCUAGUUUGAAUGGACCAUAGAAUAGUUUGCAGUCUGAGUGUUCCGGUUCAAUUAAUUGCGAGCAAUUUUGUUGCAUGGAUCAGGUUGCAACUAUCGGAAAUGGCUGGAGAAACAUUGACAUCAGGUCUUGUCUGAAUAACUUUUAGGUUUCAAACGUGAUAUUUUUAGGUCUUUAGAAAAAUACUUCUCGGCAUACAGAACUUUUUGCUCCGUUAAUCAAAGCUAUGUGGAAUCAAGGCUUAUUUUGAAUAACAGUCAUAAAAAUUUUUAUCUCGAUGAAUUUCCCAGACAGGAAGUUUUACAGUAGUGCCUCUGCGUUCUACUUCAGGUUAAAUAGUGCUCUCGUACCCCCCGAUACACAUGGUAAUAAAAAGAAUUGGUGAAAAAUUACUUACCAAAACUUUGUGGAUAUUUCUUAAAAAAAUUGAAUUCUGGAUGCAAAAUAUUUUCGUUUCAGUAGUUAAUCUCUAAAUCCACAGAAAAUUUUUUUUCGUCAAAUAACUUCGUAUAAACAUCGAAAAUUUGUUUUCCAAUCUUUUCAUCGGUUGAUGAAAGUCUGGCUUUAUUGCUUUUAAUGUUUUAGUCUAUCAUUCUUUCCUUUUGUUCUUAAUUGGCCUAGCGUUUCAAUUAAAAUUUGAGGUAUAUCUUUAAGUAUGUAAACUAUGUUCUUGUCUUUGUAAGGACAAUUAACAUAAUGGAGUCAUCAUGGUUUGUUGUGUUGAAAAAAUCUCACCACAGUCUGAUUUAUUUAAGUUUAGUUGUUUGAGAAAUCUACUAUUGCUUUUUGCUUUAAUUGUGACUAAGAUAGCCGGAAUUCCAUCGUUAAAGAAAAAUUGAAUUUUCAUUAAUUUAAUCUUUGAUAGUAUGACAAGUUGCCGAUAGUAUGACAAGUUUUUGCAUUUUGGCGUCACAAACCCUAUUUUUAGUUUUCUGAAUUUCGAUACAUAACCUGACAGAACAACAUAAAAUACCUCUAAUUGUGCAAAAACAGAUAGAACUGCCACAUAUUGACUGAGACAUGACCAUAUUAGAAGAUGGGUCUUUCCCAAUCAAACUGGUAAUCCAUUAGCAAAACUGGGCUCGUUCACUGACCAUAUCUAAGAAAAUAUGUCACAAAUCUGAAUAAUGUAUAUUUAGAGGUAUUUUACCGUACGUAUUCUGCUCAUUUGGUUCAAAUUCAAAAUACUGAAACUGGAUUUAUGACGUCACCAAUCUCCAUUUUAUGGCCUAAAAAGUAUCAUUCACGAAAGAAAUGGUUGAGCAUUUUAUUAGAAAUAUAACAGAGCUGGUCUCUGUUUGAGAAGACUUAAAUGCUGGAAUCAUCGUCAAAUAGAGCUUUCAUUCUACUGGUGGAUUUUCCAAAAGAGCCUAUGCCCUUUUGUGAAUUUUUUUCUCAUAUUGACACAUUUCCCAGCAUUAUCUUCCAAAAAAGAUCGAUGUAGAGUAAAGAUUUCGAUGGGUACCUAAGAACAAUUGUAGUUGAAAACAAGGAGAUAAUGACACUGAAAUAUAACCAGAUUUUCAAAAGAUAGCCUGAACUCUGAAGACAGCGAGACUGCGGUUUAGGCAGAUUAGCCGCCCUGUGCUAUGUGUUUGAUGUCAAGCAUUAGUUACUUUCUAGUGGAAUUUAGUAUUUUGUAGAACCUCUAUUAUCUUAUACCAUGCUUAUACCAAUUAUCAUAGGUUUGCAACUUGUAUUUUAGCAGCGUGUACUGUAGACCGAUCCAUACUUAUAUUUUGAAUACAUUAUUAUAUUCUUUCUUUGAA
This is a messenger RNA of Rhopilema esculentum, 4530 nucleotides long. RefSeq names its product carnitine O-palmitoyltransferase 1, liver isoform. Gene Ontology annotation, cellular component: mitochondrion. NCBI's taxonomy places the organism in Eukaryota, Metazoa, Cnidaria, Scyphozoa, Rhizostomeae, Rhizostomatidae. The record is from RefSeq and is a predicted model, not a curated record. Gene Ontology annotation, molecular function: carnitine O-palmitoyltransferase activity. Gene Ontology annotation, biological process: carnitine metabolic process; fatty acid metabolic process.